Messenger RNA from Acanthosepion pharaonis, 825 nucleotides. The record is from the annotation of a GenBank genome assembly. Lineage: Eukaryota; Metazoa; Mollusca; Cephalopoda; Sepiida; Sepiidae.
AUGAAUUAUUAUAACUUUGCGUUACCAUCAGCGGCCCGCCAGCGGCUUGCGUGCUUAACUUCGGCCAGCCACGCCGUCAAAUGGAAGUUGGGAGUUGUCUGCUCUUGUUUGCGUGUCUGUGAGCGAGUGUUUCCGGUUGUGCACAUCCCAGAAUGCAGCAGCGGCGGCCACGUCUUCAGUACGGAGCCAUUGCGGGACGUGCUUUGCGGGGAUAUGUCACAUUUGUUGGCAAUUAUUAUCCUGCUGAUGAAGAUAUGGAAGACGAGAUCGUGUGCAGGAAUUUCAGGCAAGAGCCAGGCUUUGUUCGCCUUGGUCUUCACUACUCGUUAUUUGGAUCUGUUCACAUCGUUCAUCUCUUUGUAUAACACAAUCAUGAAGGUCUUCUUCAUUGUCUCAUCCUACUUCACUGUGUUCCUGAUCUACUUCAAGUUCAAAGCUACUUACGAUAGCAAUCAUGACACCUUCCGAGCUGAGUUCCUUGUUGUUCCCGUUGGUGGCCUCUCCAUUCUGGUCAACUCUGAAUUCACUCCAUUGGAGAUCUUGUGGACUUUCUCUAUUUAUUUGGAGUCUGUGGCCAUUUUGCCUCAACUAUUCAUGGUCAGCAAGACCGGAGAGGCCGAAAGUAUUACUAGUCACUACCUGUUUGCCCUGGGCAGCUACCGUGCUCUCUACAUUUUCAACUGGAUUUACCGUUACUACUUUGAGGGAUUUUUCGAUCUUAUUGCUGUUGUCUCGGGAUGUGUGCAGACUAUACUCUACUGUGACUUCUUCUAUCUUUAUAUUACAAAAGUUUUACGAGGCAAAAAGAUUACUCUACCAGCAUGA